Molecule: messenger RNA, 1873 nt
Organism: Ailuropoda melanoleuca (giant panda)
Lineage: Eukaryota; Metazoa; Chordata; Mammalia; Carnivora; Ursidae
Gene: ZNF787
Product: zinc finger protein 787
Biological process (GO): regulation of gene expression
Cellular component (GO): nucleus
Source: RefSeq, a predicted model, not a curated record
CAAGGUCAGGCACCGCGUGGCCCGCGGGACCGGGGAGGACGGUGGCCGGGCCCCAAGGCCACCCCGAGGCCUCCCGGGCGCCCAGCUGUGCUGCUUGAGAUCCCCCACUCCCAGCCCCGACCGCAACGGGGGACGCCCCAGUUCGUGGAGUUAGGGGUCAGGCAGGCACAGGAUGGCGGCGUCCCACGACAGAAAAGUGACCCACAGGCUCUCCCAGUACCCGGCCCCACGCUGGGCACCAGGAACCCAGACAUGGAGCUGCGGGAAGAGGCCUGGUCUCCGGGGCCGCUGGAUUCCGAGGACCAGCAGAUGGCCAGUCACGAGAACCCAGUGGACAUCCUCAUCAUGGACGACGACGACGUCCCCAGCUGGCCCCCGACCAAGCUGUCCCCGCCCCAAUCAGCGCCCCCGGCCGGCCCCCCGCCCCGGCCGCGGCCACCGGCGCCCUAUAUCUGUAACGAGUGCGGCAAGAGCUUCAGCCACUGGUCCAAGCUGACGCGGCACCAGCGCACGCACACGGGCGAGCGGCCCAACGCCUGCGCCGACUGCGGCAAGACCUUCUCGCAGAGCUCGCACCUGGUGCAGCACCGACGCAUCCACACGGGCGAGAAGCCGUACGCCUGCUCCGAGUGUGGCAAACGCUUCAGCUGGAGCUCCAACCUCAUGCAGCACCAGCGCAUCCACACAGGCGAGAAGCCCUACGCCUGUCCCGACUGCGGCCGCAGCUUCACGCAGAGCAAGAGUCUGGCCAAGCACCGGCGCUCGCACAGCGGCCUCAAGCCCUUCGUGUGCCCGCGCUGCGGCCGCGGCUUCAGCCAGCCCAAGAGCCUGGCGCGCCACCUGCGGCUGCACCCCGAGCUGUCGGGCCCCGGUGUGGCGGCCAAGGUGCUGGCGGCCAGUGUGCGCCGGGCCAAGGCGCCCGAGGAGGCAGCGGCAGCGGACGGCGAGAUCGCCAUCCCACUCGGGGCGGCGGGGGGCGAGGAGCCCGCGCACAUCUGCGUGGAGUGCGGCGAGGGCUUCGUGCAGGGCGCCGCGCUGCGGAGACACAAGAAGGUGCAUGCCGUGGGGGCGCCGUCGGUCUGCAGCCGCUGCGGACAGAGCUACUACCGGGCGGGCGGGGACGACGACGAGGACGACGAGGACGAGGCGGCUGGCGGGCGCUGCAGCGAGUGCCGCAGUGGGGAGGGCCGGUAGGGGCGGAGGCCCGGGGGGGGGGCAGGGCCCCUCGGGCUUGGCGGGGACGAUGGAUGGCGCAGGACCGGGAGAGCGGAAAGCGAGACGGACAGAGGGGCGCUAAGGGCGGCGGCCGCCUCGUCUGCCUCCCGGCCCGUGGUCUGCUCUGUGCGGUGCUGACGGGCGGCUCUAGGGCCCUCCCGCCCCCGCCCUGCACCCUGCCCCGGCCAGGUCUGCCCUUCUGGUUCUCGGCGAGCCCGGGAGAGACCGUGUGUGAGAACUGGAGACCGAGAGAGGACGGAAACCACGACCGAAAGAUGGGUCCCUGGUCCCUCUUUCUCUUGUCCUGCCGCCCGGGGCACUUGCGAGGAACGAACAGCCUGGCCCUUCGAGUUCAGAAGGGCCACACGGAGGGAAGGGAGAGAGGGUCCUUUUCCCUUUAGAGUUUUUCUUUUAAUCACAACCCGCCUCCUGACUCCACCCUUCCGCUAUUUCGUCUCUUCUUCCCUGCGGGUCCUGUUGUUUUUCUUGGCCCUCGUCCCUCCUCACCUUCCUGGAUUUGGGGUCGUGGAGGAGUGCUGGAGCAGGACUAGCCCCUGUUCCCAGCGUACCCCGCAGAGAAUGGGGUCCCGUCUAUUUCCUGGCCUGGACAUGGCUGAAGGAGGGGUGCGGGGGCAAUAAAUCGCACUAUCUGAUUGUC